GAAGGGGACGGGGGGGGGGGGGAAUCACUCACCUUGGUGGUGAGCCUGUGGGAGUUUCAUCGACCAGAGGAGCUUGAGAUGGACUGCCGAUGGGAUGGAGCGAUGUUGGUCACACUGCUGCUGUUGACAGGUGAGUGUCCGGCAGCAGACCCAGUGCCGGGACACCGGGACCUGCAUUGCAUCAUCGGCAGACGGCUGGACUUUGGCUCCGUGUAUGACCUGGGCAUCCGGCGCGACCUCCACAGUGUGACCUUGAAGGUGACCCGGAACGCGACGCUCCGGGUCUUCCAGUACGUGUUCUCGGGCCCCAGGAUGAUCCCCACCGCCCCGUACGUGGACCGGGUGAAGUUUGACCCUGACACCGGCUCCCUGCAGCUCCUGAACUUCACCUCCAGCGACACCGGGCUGUAUCUGCUCAGCCUGAUCACUGACAGCGGCACUGAGCUCUCUGCGUACACCCACGUCCACAUCUACAAAGAGCCCUCGCAGCCAGAGAUCUGGGAAUGUCGGUCGGGGAACAACGUCUCGCUCCACUGUGCGGCCGAGAAUGGCACCGAUCUGCAGUACUGUUGGGACAAGGACGGCGUUGGAGUGGAGGGAAGCAGCUGGGCGGCUCUGUCCUGGGACAGGCAAAACCUCACCUUGCUGACCGGUGUCCCUGUAACCUGUGGCGUCUACACCUGCCUGGUGCAGAAUCAACUCGGCCUGAAGUCUGCCACGUACUCUCUCCAAGCAUCUGAUGGGUUCCCGUUUUGCAGAGGAGAACCGAGCAGAAGGAAACUCUACGGCAUCCUGCCAGUGAUCGUCAUCCUCCUCCUGGUCGGUAUCGCUGUGUUGCUUUGGAGCAGGACGAAUGAGCCAGGGGCCAGAUGUUGGCCGGAGAGAUGGACGUCAGUGAGGAGUAGAUCCACCAUUGUAGGUGAAGCCCUUGUGGUGUCCAAUGGCACACAACGCCCCAGGAGAAGGAGCGACAGUUCGACAGAUGCCCCUGAGGACCUAACUAAUGAGACUGGGCAUUGAUGAGAACAUGUCUCCUGACAAUUAUUUAUUGUGGGUAUAAGCUGUGGCUCGGAUAUUUAUCAAAGCUGUUAGUAGCAAUCUCCAUGUGUCGUUGCUUUGCAGAGGCAGUGGGGACAAAGGGCAGGAAACUAUCACCCUGACGGUAUUCAGCGGUUUGGGCCCAACCAGUGCAGAGAGAAAGAGAGUCACUGUUUCAGCUGGCACCCAGUCAUGGCGUCGGACAGCUCAGGAACAGGCC
Messenger RNA from Pristis pectinata (smalltooth sawfish), 1258 nucleotides. RefSeq names its product hepatocyte cell adhesion molecule-like. The coding region runs from base 79 to 1020 and encodes 313 amino acids. NCBI's taxonomy places the organism in Eukaryota, Metazoa, Chordata, Chondrichthyes, Rhinopristiformes, Pristidae. The record is from RefSeq and is a predicted model, not a curated record. The transcript has 5 exons.